Molecule: messenger RNA, 4094 nt
Organism: Bactrocera dorsalis (oriental fruit fly)
Lineage: Eukaryota; Metazoa; Arthropoda; Insecta; Diptera; Tephritidae
Gene: Muc11A
Exons: 2
Coding region: 98-3925 (1275 amino acids)
Cellular component (GO): extracellular region
Molecular function (GO): chitin binding
Source: RefSeq, a predicted model, not a curated record
AGCAGUUUGAAUGAAGUUUCCUAAGAUAAAAUUUCCACAUAAAAGACGAAGGCGGCCAUAGCAAAUCAUUAGUAACGAAAAACUUUCGAACACGACGAUGACUACGACGAAAAUCACCAGGUUGACAUUGCUACUACUGUUCGCCUCAUCAGUGGCAGCCCAAGAAGCAAAAGGAUAUGGUGUUACUCAGGGUAUCAAUUGUUAUGGCAAAGAAUAUGUCUGCGUUGGCCCAUUAAACUACAAGCAUUGUGAAUGGGAUGCUCAAGGAAAUACCUAUGCUUCGGGUAGCGUGAUACAGUGUCCCCCUAACCACCGUUGCGUGAACGAUGGAGUAGAAAUUUGUAUACCGCUUAAAUUAUCUACAACAGCACCUCAAGCAGCGCGCCUAAUCACCUCAGAGCAAAUACCCGUCAACUCAAUAUCAACUGAAGCUCCCGUAAAAAUUAAAGAAUUAAGAUGGGAAUCCACGUCUGCUAUACCGGAUACCACAACAGAUAUAGUAGUAAAUAAAGAGCCAUCAAGUAUUCCUGUUGACACAACUACUGUCGCAGAUGGUUCAAUAUGGACCACGUUUUUAACAGAGAAUCCGAACUCUUAUAAUACACUCGAGCCGAAAUCAGCUGAUCCCAAUUUCCAGUUUGCUACUAGUCCACCCCUUGAGACAACAACGGAGGCUAUUUUAGAAACUACGUCACUUCAAUACGAAACAACUACUACUUCGGAUACUUAUGUGACAUUAACUCCAAUUUCAUCGGAUGAUUCCAGUGUACCAGUAAACUCCAAUAAUGUCUUGGAGACGGGAUCAAAAAUAGAUGAUACGCAUAUAGCUUUUGUUACAACAACUCCGGAAAAUCAAGCUUAUGGCACAACCACCACUAUAAACUUUUCCGCUGAUCCCAAUUCCCCAGAGAAUUCUUAUUUGUUAGCUAACUCAAAUAUUUUUGAGAAUCAUGAUUCCACAAUGUCUACGAAUGAAUUUUCAGAUUCGACAACAGAGAUACAUCAUGAAACUACAGUAACUGCAAAUUUGGAGAACUAUGUGGAAUUUGAAACUAAAGCGCCAAUAGAUGCGAGUCUUUCAAUAUCUCCAGACAGCUCAACUCUUACAACACAGCUAAUUUCACUUGAAUCCAACACACCAGUUGACCCGAACGAGUCAAAUCUGAAGGAUAAAACUCCAGUCGAUCCCAAAACAUCAUCCGAUCCUAGCACACUGCCAAGUCUAAGCUUGCCGGUUGAACAAAACGCCCCAGUAAACCCUAACAUUUCGAUAAAUUUAAGCGAAUCAACUGGUCCUAAUACUAUAACUAUUCCCGUUGUCCCAACCAAUUCAAGUGCUUCAUCUGAUCCCAGUGUAGCAGCAAGUCCGAGUUUACCAGCUGAGCACAACCUGCCAGUAGGCUCCAACACAUUAGUCGAAUUAAGUUCAACAAAUCUUAAUACAACAAAAAUUCCCGUGGAUAAAGCCAAUUCGAUCAUUCCAAGUGAUCCAUCUGAACCAAACGAAUUAAGUGCGCCAACUGAUUCUACUGCAACAACCAUUCCUGUUGAAGAAUCCAAUACCAUCGUUCCAAGUGCUUCAUCUGAACCCAGCGCAUCAACAAGUUCAAGUUUACCAGAGAACUCUAACAUUCCAAUUGAAUUAAGUGCGUCAACCGAUGUUACUACAACAACUAUUUCUGUGGAAGAAUCUAAUUCAAUCGGUUUAAGUACUCCAUCUGACAACACAUCAGCAGGUUCAAGUUUACCAGUAAACUCCAACAUCCCUAUCCUAUUAGGUGGUUCAACAGAUCUUAAUACAGCAAAUAUUCCGGUGAAUAAAACCAAUUCUAUCGUUCCUAGUACUCCAUCUGAUAACACAAAAGCGGGUUCAAGUUUACCAGUAAACUCCAACAUCCCAAUCGAAUUAGGUGGAUCAACAGAUCUUAAUAAAGCAAAUAUUCCGGUGGAUAAAACCAAUUCAAUCGUUCCAAGUGCUCCAUCUGAUAACACACCAGCAAAUCCAAGUUUACCAGAAAACUCUAACUUCCCAAUUGAAUUAGGUGGAUCAACAGAUCUUAAUACAGCAAAUAUUCCGGUGGAUAAAACCAAUUCAAUCGUUCCAAGUGCUCCAUCUGAUAACACACCAGCAGGUUCAAGUUUACCAGUAAACUCUAACAUCCCAAUCGAAUUAGGUGGAUCAACAGAUCUUAAUACAGCAAAUAUUCCGGUGGAUAAAACCAAUUCUAUCGUUCCAAGUGCUCCAUCUCAUAACACACCAGCAAAUCCAAGUUUACCAGAAAACUCUAACAUCCCAAUCGAAUUAGGGGGAUCAACAGAUCUUAAUACAGCAAAUAUUCCGGUGGAUCGAACCAAUUCAGUCGUUCCAAGUGCUCCAUCUGGUAACACACCAGCAGGUUCAAGUUUACCAGUAGACUCUAACAUCCCAAUCGAAUUAGGUGGAUCAACAGAUCUUAAUGCAGCAAAUAUUCCGGUGGAUAAAAUCAAUUCUAUCGUUCCUAGUGCUCCAUCUGAGUCCACACCAGCAGGUUCAAAUUUACCAGUGAACUCUAACAUCCCAAUCGAAUUAAGCGGAUCAACAGAUCUUAAUACAGCAAAUAUUCCGGUGGAUCGAACCAAUUCAGUCGUUCCAAGUGCUCCAUCUGGUAACACACCAGCAAGUUCAAAUUUACCAGUGAACUCUAACAUCCCAAUCGAAUUAAGUGGGUCAACUGGUUAUAACUCAGUUAGCAUUGCAAAUCCUAGCUUACCAGUUGAGCGUGACUCUUCCUUAGGCGAUGCAAAUCAAAUUGACUCACGGGACUCUAUUAAUAAGAAUGAAACAAGCCCUUCAAUUCAUCUUAGUGUCCCUAAAACCCCAAGUAACCCAAUCGGUUCAGGUGCUUCAGCUAACUUGCCGGUUGAUGAAAUAACAAUUGUUAAAAACAAACCUUUAGAAAAUAACUCGCCGUCAAGGAAUCAGCCAGCUGAACCAAUGGCACCAAUUAACUCAAACUCACAUUCAGAUCCCAAGAUUUUAAGGCCAAUCAGUCACAUUACUUCAACAAAUUUUAAUCAUGUGAGGCCAAGUUCAUCAGUUAAUCCAAACACGAUAAUUAAGUCUAAUGGACAUCAACCAAAUGGAAUUAAUGUUCCAACCGAUUUUAGUCCUUCAGCGGAGCCAAACACAUCUUCUGACCACACAUUACCAAUUCAUUCGAGUGUUUUACGCACUGGCUUUACAAAAUUGUACCUGCACUCUCGUAAUAAAGGAAGCAACGCUAAUGGAGGCGGAGAUAAUGGUUUCCUACUUUUACCUAGGCACACUGUUGUAUCUAGUUUUUCAGGCUUGUCCAAAAAGCCUAUCCAUCAGGAACCUGUAGAAAUAGAGUCGAGUGAAAUUAACUCUUCUAAAUCAGGUAUUAAAAAUGAGGACUCGAUUGAAGUAAAAUCAAAGGAAAAUAGUAAAAAGUCGAAGAGGCCAAAGAAUUCCAGGGAUAAUAAGCAAAAUCAAGAAACAGAAGAAGGAGAAUCAGAUGAAGUUUAUUUUGCUGAAAAAAGCCAAAACAAGGAUACCUCUUUGGAAAACAAAUCUGGAGCAAAUAGUAAAGAAUCCAAGGAUAAUAAGGAUUUGGAAGAGAACAAAAUUAAAGUUGAACGCAAGCCUGAUGACGAAGACGACGAAAAUUCAUCAAGUGAGCAGAAGGAAAUAAUUAAGAAAAUCGUAAAGAAACUGAAAGACAGCAAAUGUGAUGAAGAUGAUAUUUACCCAGACCCUAAAGAUUGCAAAAAAUUCUACCGAUGCGUGAAAAAGGAUCACAAGACCAGGAUAACUCAUCUACGCUGCGAAAGUGGUGAUCGUUUUGACUCAGACAAACUCAAAUGUGUAGACAAACGGAAGGCCAAAUGCUUAUCUAAAGAAGAUUUUAUAGAAGAGUUCGCUUAAGUCACGUAAUAGACGCUAUCGUCAACAUUGUCAACAUUUCAAAGAUAGUCCGAAAUUUAUUAAUUAUUAUCCAAUAGAUUAUGUACAUGUAAUAUAUUUUCAAAAACUUAAACCUGUAACACUAGUGAUAGUUUCCAAAUGAGGAUCGAUUAAACAUAUUCAACUGUAA